Pistacia vera is the source of this 1075-nucleotide messenger RNA. Its product is annotated as NAD(P)H:quinone oxidoreductase-like. The record is from RefSeq and is a predicted model, not a curated record. Gene Ontology annotation, molecular function: FMN binding; oxidoreductase activity. Lineage: Eukaryota; Viridiplantae; Streptophyta; Magnoliopsida; Sapindales; Anacardiaceae. Bases 24 to 623 code for a protein of 199 amino acids. The transcript has 3 exons. Gene Ontology annotation, cellular component: cytosol.
AAGCAGAGAAAGAGAGUUAAGAAAUGGAGGCAGUUGCAGCAGCCAAACCAGUGAUCAAAGUUGCAGCUCUUUGUGGGUCUGUUCGCAAAGGCUCCUUCAACCGUAGCCUCAUUCAUUCCGCAAUUGAGAUUUCAAAGGAGUCAAUUAAAGGCAUGGAAAUAGUAUACAUAGACAUAUCGCCAUUGCCGAUGCUGAACACUGAUCUUGAAGUUGACGGAACGUUUCCACCAGUAGUUGAGGUUUUCAGAAAGAAAAUUCUGGAAGCUGAUAGCAUCCUUUUUGCUUCACCUGAAUACAAUUACUCCAUCACAGCACCAUUGAAGAAUGCAAUUGACUGGGCAUCAAGACCACCGAACUGCUGGGCUGACAAGGCUGCAGCCAUCCUAAGCGCCAGCGGUGGCUUCGGAGGGGCACGAUCACAUUAUCAUUUACGGCAGAUAGGGGUUUUUGUAGAUCUUCACUUCAUAAACAAGCCUGAGUUCUUCUUGAACGUGUUCCAGUCUCCUUCAAAGUUCGAUAGCAAUGGCAAGUUGGUUGAUGCAGAGGUGAAGGAAAAACUGAAGGGCGUUCUUCUAGCUUUGCAUGCAUUUUCAUUGAGACUCCAAACCAAGCAUUUGAAAUAAAUACUUAUCUCUGCAAAAUAAAAGGCAAUUGAUAUGGAGCUUGUCAGUUGUAUGUUGAUGAUUUGAAUUUAGACUACUUGGGGGGACUAAGCCAAGGAAUUUCUUGUGCACCAACUUCAAAAUGACCAAAUUAAUAAAUAGCACUAAACUAUUUGUGGCUUUUAGGAAAUUGAAGAAGAGGAAUAAUAAGAAAGACUUGAGGAGAAAAAAAAAAUAUGUACGAACCUGUUGAAGUAAAGGAACGUCCUUAAUUUAAUUUUGUAGCAGCCAUCUUUUUGAAUUCACAGGCCAUCAAUGGAAAUAUUUGGGAUGAGCAAAUUUUGGCCAUUCAACAUCCAUGUUGUUUUCGCAUCUUUCUAACAGUUGCGGACAAUCCCUGAUAUCUAAGUACUCUAAUUGCAUCCCUUCUGGAAGAGUAAUUAAACAAGGACAAUCAUUAAUCUGGAGAUGCU